Molecule: messenger RNA, 4578 nt
Organism: Fusarium keratoplasticum
Lineage: Eukaryota; Fungi; Ascomycota; Sordariomycetes; Hypocreales; Nectriaceae
Exons: 2
Coding region: 1-4578 (1525 amino acids)
Molecular function (GO): protein binding
Source: RefSeq, a predicted model, not a curated record
AUGGCCGACAGUCGUCGGAUAGAGUGGUUUCUCGGCAGAGCUGGACUUCUCCCACCACCACAGCAGAUCCCAAGCCUGGUGGAACCUCCAGCCCAAGACUAUGAGCCAUUCGUCAAGGCCAACCGAGAUGCAGCUCGUCAGCUUCUCGUCCAGCAGCGGAUGGCUGAUCCCAGCUACCGGCCGCCUUCAGAGCAGAAGCGCAACCUCUUCAGAACCAAGCACCAGAAGGAGGAGGCGGUUAAUCAUGCCAACUGGACUUUUACCAAGCAUGAAGUCGCGAGAGCGUUUGAUUUGCUUCUUUCUACCGAGCCUUUGGCAGCUGCCGGUGUUGCUCAGGCUUUGCUGUUGUAUACGACCUUGACUUCGCUUGAUGAGCUAUGGGGUCACUUGCAUGACCCGAGGCUCGAGAAGAAGAUGAAGAGGAAUCGGUUGUCUUCAACAAUGGCAGAUUCUUUCCCUCCAGGAAUCACAUGGCUAGAUAAGGCUGCUUCUCACGACAACAUCCACUAUAUCCAUCUCUUGUGUCAAACUCGAGUCAGCCAAGAGGCUCUGACUCGAGCAUUCGGCAUCUCCUUGUCAAAAUCUUCAGCCGACGCCAUGAGACUUCUACUGAGUUACGGCGCCGCCGCAUCCUCCUAUCCAGACGCCGUCGCCCAGCACAUCAGGGUUGGUGAUCUUGCCCUGGUGAGCCUCUUGUUGUCGGCUCCAACGGCCAUGACGACUGGAGCUUGGCUCGAGUGUCUCGAGAAAGACCUUGCUCGUGCCAUUGCAGGAACAGGAUUCUCGCUUGAGAUUCUCUUGCUGUGCGUUGCGAAUCGACGAGAUCUCGUCUGCGAUUCGUUGCUCCUCGCGACUCUCCGCGCGCAGAGUCUACACGCCUUGGCUGUUCUUCUGGCUUAUGCGAGUUCCAACGACAAGUUCUUUGGUGUACGAGAGAGCGCUUGUGAAUUGGUAACUCUGGUACCAGACUCAACACAAAGACUCUCUUUCUUCACAUUGCUCGCUGAAGCUGGGCUCGUUGGAGAUUAUCCCGUCCUUCGCGAGGAAUUGGUCAAGAGCGUUAAAGCUCAUCAGAUACCCCUGGCUAAGCUCCUUGUUGGCGCUGGCGUCAGUGUCGACAUCCCUCCACACAACGCUCUUCAAUGGGCCGUGUCACAGAUGGACUUUGUCAUGAUGGAGUUGCUCAAAAACGGCGCUUUCUCUUCACCUGUCUCAGUUGCGCUGAGCUACGUGCCGGAGUCAACCUCAGAGCCAGACAUGAUCCAUCUUAUGGACAUUUUCGGUCCCAUGGGAGUAUCUGGUGAACAUCUCGACGCUCACUUGGUCCGCGCUGUGCGGAACAAGCACCUGAGGCUCGUUGAGACCCUAGUGCGUUGCGGAGCCUCUGUCGAGUAUGAACAAGCCUCUGCGAUUCAGGCCGCCCUGGAAGCUGUGGACUUUGAUAUGCUCAAGGCGCUUCUGCAGCGAAAAUGCUCGCCAGAGAUUCUCUCGGCCGCUAUCCCAGCUGCAAUGGACAUCUCACCAAGGGACAGUCGGCUGCGGGCUAUAAAGUCCAUUCUGCAGAAGGGAGUCCACAGCCAAGUUCUUGGCGUUCCUCUGCAGCAAGUGGUGUCUGAGGAUGGGGACAUCGACUCGGACCUCAUUCAGUUGUUCCUCGAGUAUCAUGCUCCUGUGGACUUGUCCAACACGGCUGAUGGCAACCCUGUGUUGGUGGCGGCGCGAAGAGGCAACGUUUCAGUACUUCAGACGCUCUGCACUGGAGGACCACGAACCGAAACCUUGUCUGUUGCCGUUCCUAUUGCUUUCAAAGCCAUGGAGAAAUUCGGCUACGACAGUGCUCUGGCCAUGAUCACACUACUCCUUCAAAAGGGAGCGAACGGUAAAGCCAUUGAUCAGACUCUACUAGAAGCGUCGUCAAAGGAUACUCGACUGGACAUGGUUCGUGUUCUGGUUGAGCACCGCGCCAAUGCAAACUACGCUUCUGGUGUCGCAUACACCAACGCGGUUGAGAGAGGAAACUUCGAGCUGUUGGAGAUCUUGUGUUCAGGAUGUCCUCCAAGCCCUCAGAGUCUCAGCGUCGUCUUUCAUACGGCAAUGAGGCCAGAAUACUACAACUUGAAAACACUUGAGUUCCUGCUGGACUCUGCGCCUUCAUCUCAUCUACUUCAGGCCCCCGCAAGUAUCGAAGGCGUGCUGAGAGGUCAUCCAAACCUUGCCGAGGUCGUCCCUUGCCUAGUACGACAUGGUCUCAGCGUUGAUACAGGAAGUGGAAUGCUACUCUGCAGUGCCGUCCAAGAAAAGGAUGUCGCUCUUCUUAGCACGCUCGUUUCUUCGAAGCCCCAGACGGCAUCUUUGGCUGCUGCAUUCCAAGAAGCCAUCACCGUCGAGCCUAGAGAUGUCAGGCUGGAGAUUAUGAAGCUUCUCCUGGAGGCUUCUGCCUCAGCCGAGAUUGGACAGUCUGAAUAUCUUCCCCAAGAGACAAAGACCGCAUUGUCUGGUGACCUUGCUGGACUUGAGCUUCUGCUCAACCACAAGGCAUCGGUCGAUGUCCAAGGUGGACGGGCCCUCCAGGAAGCGGCAGCAGAAGGCGCACCUGAGGUUUUGAAGACGCUCCUCGCUGCCAACCCUACCGCUUUGACCAUUGAGAAGGCAUUCAUAGUUGGUAGUUCAUCCCCCGUGGCUUCCCAUACGAAAGCUGUCAUCUUGGGACACCUGCUCCGAACGGACCAAGUAUCAGUGGAUGCUGUAUCCAAGUCUCUUACUGAGAGUGUCUCCAAGCACCCCGAUGACAUUCUUCUGGCGAAGCUGCUACUGUCUUAUCAUGCCAAGGUCGAAAUCGACACCCUCAAGAUGGCGCUGGAAUCAUCUCCCGUCGACAUGUUCCUGUCACUAUCGCGAACCAUCUCGGAACCGGCAAUGGCGAAGGAACUAUUUCGGCACGUUAGAAACUCCGACAUCGACUCCGAGAGGAGGUUCAUUGCUUAUCAGUCUCUCGUCGACAAAGAUAUCGACUCCGAUGAGGUUUCUGAGGCUCUUCUUGAUUCUAUCAAGUCUGAUCCUGACAACUUGGAUACUCCUAAUCUGUUACUCGAGCAUGGAGCUAUUGUAAACUACAAAGAUGGAGCAGCUUUUACCAUGGCCUUUGAGUCUAGCAACCUCAACCUCGUGCGAGCAUUGAGUCGACAUCUCGUCAAGGCCGAUGAAAGCGCCGCGACUCUCGCAUUCGACUACGUGUCAAACAACUCCUCGUUCGACUCAGAUGUUCGACUCGAGAUUUACAGCUGCUUACUAGAGUUCAGCAUCAGCAAGGAGUCUCUGAAUAAGGCUCUCGUCGGCGCUUUGGAGAGCGCUGCUAUCAACACCGCCAUCGUGAGCAUGCUCGUGGAGCAUGGUGCGGACCCCAACGCCGAAGAGGCUAAAUGCUUCGUUCUGGCGUGCAAGAAGAACUCGCGAGACGAGUUUAGAGCUCUCAGCAAGCACGCAGACCUAGCUGCAGUUCUCCCUGCUCUUCUAGACCACGUCAAGGAGGAGUUGGAAGUCAUGAACUGGCUCAUUCUUCUCUUUGAAGAACAGCCCGCCGAAACAAAAGUUCAGGAGGAUGAGCUGUUGUUCAAGUGCAUGCGCAAGUUCCCGCAGGGGACUCUUGUCCUGGGAUUUCUGCUUGACCACGGAGUGCCUGCUGCAGCCAAGAUCAUCUACAACCUCCGACCAAUGUGGGAGCCGGAGGAAUGUACAGCUCUUAUGUGGGCUAUAUCGUCUUCUCUAAAGAUCGAUAACGCCGUUAUCCUCCGUCUGCUGCAGAUGGAGGAUGCAGCUCUACCCACUUAUGUGACACCGCAGUCGCAGAUGUCGGCAGUCUUUCUUUGUCUACUCGACAAGUCGCGAACCCCUGUGCUGAAAGCCCUUCUCGAGCUCGCGCCAGGGGAUAUGUUCAACAGCACAGUUUCAGGAUCAGACUUUAGCAAGAUUGCUUGCUACCCCAAGCAGCCCAAGGCCCAAUUCCAGUCCCUUUUUGAAGAGGAGGACGAGAUCUCUCCCCGGGAGGCUGCUCUUUUCUUGGGUAACAUUGACGCCUUCAAGCUGCUCGCGGGUGAGGGCACCCCAGACGAUGGAACACUCCACUUGGCUUCGCUUUUGGCCCUUCCCGACUUUGUGACCUGGCUCUUGGAGACGCAUGACGCCAACUAUGAGGAGGAGAACUUUGGCUUCAUGGUACCUUUGGGUCUGGCGUGUUUCUCCAAGCCAUUCCCUUGGUGCAAGAUCGCCAAUGAAGAAUCCGACUGGAACCUCCGCCUUCGAGAAACGAUGAAGAUCCUCAUCGCCAAGACGCGAAAGACGUGGCGGUACAGAGAGAAGCUGGUCCUCCACAUUGCAUUAGAGAACGGACCUGAGGUGACAAAGGCCAUGCUCGACGCGUUGGACAUCCGUCAUGAGGCGGACAAGGACAAGACGUAUUUGUAUACUGAUAGGACAGGGCUGCAUUACUCGCCUUGUGAGUAUGUGGAGGAGUUUAUUGAGGUUGGAGAUAAGCAGAAGAAGAAGCUGCUCAAGUGUUUGACGGGACAGGGGUUGACUUGA